AUUUUAGGAUUGAAGGAAAGACGCAAAAAAUCUCCUUUCCUUCUUCAUACCAAAGCUACAAAUCCGCCUACACCCCUGUUCGUCGCGGCACAAGUUCGCACUCGCCACCAAACCUCUCACUCAUGGCCACCAGCACCGCCCCUCGGCCGCCGCCGAAGCUCUACGAUCUGGAUGUAACAGUCGUCUCCGCUAAACACCUGAAGAACGUCAACUGGAGGAAUGGCGAUCUCAAACCCUACGUGAUCCUGUGGGUCGAACCGGAACGACGCCAGGCCACGAAGCCGGACGAUUCGGGUUCGACCCGACCCGUAUGGAACGAAAGGUUCGUUUUGCCGCUCACCCUUCACCCCAGAGACUCCAUCCUCACACUGGAAAUCUUCCACUCCAAACCCUCGGAGACUCCGAAACCCUUGGUCGGUGCCCUCCGAUUCGAGCUUGGAGAUCUCUUGGUUGGCUCCGACGAGUCGGCGGUCCGACUCAGGACGUUUGAGCUGCAGCGCCCCUCCGGCCGUCCCCAGGGCAAGAUCCGCCUCAAGCUCUGCUUGAUCGAACGCCCUGUGGAGAAUUACCAUACUACCCCUCCUUCGGGCUAUUACUACUCAUCUGCCCCUCCAGUGGCUAUGCCGUACAGAGGAUACACUCCUUCGCCAUAUACUUCGCCGCCGCCGCCGCCGUCGUCAUCUUUGUCUCCACCUCCACCUCCGCCUCCGCAACCCUAUUACUCGUACUCCGAUCCGCACUCAGGGUACUAUUCAUCUUAUUACUCGCCCCCACCUCCUCACCGGCCCUUUUUCGAAAGGCAGUCAAGCUAUGGUGGGCCAGGACCAAGUGCUCCCGUAGAUUACACUUCUUAUGAUUACCAAAAGCGAAGUAGCGGGAAGUCUGGAAUGGGAAUGGGAAUAGGAACGGGCUUGGCAGUGGGAGCAGUGGCAGGAGCAAUGGGAGGGCUGACAUUGGAAGAUGGCAUUAAGUAUGAGGAAGAGAAGAUUGCUGACAGAGUGGAGAAUGAUUUGGCUUCUACUGCAAGGGAUGAUCGAUACAGUGAAUAUCGAAGUGAUUAUUGAUGUAAGCUUUGAUUAAUUCUAACUUGUUUGCUCUAGAAUGUGGUUGUGUUGAAGUAUGUAUAUAAAGUUUCUUGUCUUUCUGCUGAAUUUCGUUUUAAUAUAUGUAUUGAUUCAUGUAUAUGAAUUUCUAUGUUGCAAGGAGUAAACUUUAUUCUACUUAAUUGCCUUGCAUUUCUGAAA
This is a messenger RNA of Sesamum indicum (sesame), 1244 nucleotides long. Its product is annotated as Calcium-dependent lipid-binding (CaLB domain) family protein. Gene Ontology annotation, biological process: defense response. The record is from RefSeq and is a predicted model, not a curated record. NCBI's taxonomy places the organism in Eukaryota, Viridiplantae, Streptophyta, Magnoliopsida, Lamiales, Pedaliaceae.